Spodoptera littoralis (African cotton leafworm) is the source of this 225-nucleotide messenger RNA. The record is from the annotation of a GenBank genome assembly. NCBI's taxonomy places the organism in Eukaryota, Metazoa, Arthropoda, Insecta, Lepidoptera, Noctuidae.
AUGGCUGGUAAACCAAAGAAAAAAGAAGAUGAAGACGACGGUGACAGUAAAAAAGAAGAAAAGAAAACCAAAAAGAAAGGAAAAAAUAAAGGAAAAUGUAAUGUGGACAUGUUGACAGAAGCUGCGAUGAAUAAUGUAUACUAUGCUUGUCAUAAUGUUCAGGAGUUACUUCAGGCGAGGGGUUUCCAUCCUCCUGACUUUGUUAAGAAGAAGAAGAAGCGAUAG